Formica exsecta is the source of this 850-nucleotide messenger RNA. RefSeq lists its product as uncharacterized. The record is from RefSeq and is a predicted model, not a curated record. Lineage: Eukaryota; Metazoa; Arthropoda; Insecta; Hymenoptera; Formicidae. Bases 227 to 679 code for a protein of 150 amino acids. The transcript has 5 exons.
GUUUAUCAUUGUCGCGCGGUGUCAUGUACGUAUAGCCAACAGCGAGACAAUGACUUAGAUCAUAAUUUAACAAAAUUGAAAAAUUAAUACCAAUUAAUAAAACCAAUUAUUAGCAUUUUAAUAAUAUUUUGCCAAGCCGUAUAGGAGGAAAAUAUUGGAUAAAGAAAAUUGCAAUCUCUCGAAUCUUAUUAAAAUUAAGAAAAGAAGCGCUAAACAAGUAUCCACGAUGUGUUUUGCUACAAUGAUGCAAACUAUAAAGCGAAUAUUCCAUUCGGUAUAUUCAUAUAUAGCUAUUCUUGUUUUUAUCAAAUGCAUAUCAGUUUAUAUGAUAUUAGGACCGACCAGUGAUAAACAUACUGCAAUAAAUGAAAAAAAAAACAAAGGCACCAAAAAAUGGGUAUAUAACUUGGAUGAUGAAAUAAAAGAAACAAUAUCACCCACAAAUAACUCUGAAGAUUUGAAUACUCCCGAUAUAUACAUUGACUUAAAGAUUGCGUUGCUUUUAAUGAUAACAAUAAUAUCAGUGUUACUGUACUGUUGUGUCUACAAAAAAAUGGUCAAUUUCCUUCGCCGUGUCGAUCCAGCUCCUGAUAGGCGCAAUGUCCAUUAUCAAAACAAUAGAAUUGUGUUCAGAUCGGGUGAACACUUAUCAGACGACGAAAUGGAAACUGCACUUUGAUGUUUUACGCAUUGCCGCAAUUCACAUAACUGUGAUAUUGAUAAAGUCUUUUAAGUACGAUAUGAAACUCCAUUCUCAACUUCAAAUUAUCUAGACAAUGCGUUGUAAAGCAUGAUUAAUUUUUAAUAAAUGUAUUAUAUAACAACAAAAAGAAAAACUAUUGCAAACAUA